Vicia villosa (hairy vetch) is the source of this 1405-nucleotide messenger RNA. Its product is annotated as probable N-acetyltransferase HLS1-like. Lineage: Eukaryota; Viridiplantae; Streptophyta; Magnoliopsida; Fabales; Fabaceae. The record is from RefSeq and is a predicted model, not a curated record. The transcript is spliced from 2 exons. Gene Ontology annotation, molecular function: acyltransferase activity, transferring groups other than amino-acyl groups. The coding region runs from base 79 to 1353 and encodes 424 amino acids.
CUUCCCACCUUAUAUUUUAUUUUAUUUUGUUUUUUAUUUCCUAUCCUUUGCAUAUAAAUCAUUAGCAUAAUGUAGUCUAUGCCAAACCAUUCUUCUUGUAGACUUGUUAGUUCCAUUUCUUUGCUAUUUGCAUCUUUUUAUUUCGUUGAGGCAUACAUCAAACACCUUUCAAUUUCUUUCUACUUUAAUAUGGAAUUCCAUAAGUUUAGAAUCAGAAGCUAUGAAGGUCAAUCUGAUAGAGCUCAAGUUGAAAUUCUAGAGAGAAAAUGUGAGGUAGGACCUUCAGAAAGUGUGUUUCUCUUCACAGACACUAUGGGUGACCCUAUUUGUAGGAUUAGAAACAGUCCCAUGUACAUGAUGCUGGUGGCUGAAUUGGACAAUGAAUUGGUUGGUGUCAUUCAAGGCUCAAUAAAAGUUGUAACAGUUCAAGGACAUCCACCAAAAGAUUUGGCAAAAGUAGGGUAUGUCUUAGGCUUAAGGGUAUCACAAAAUCAUAGAAGAAAAGGAAUUGGUUCAAGCCUAGUAACAACAUUAGAAGAAUGGUUCAUUUCAAAUGAUGUGGACUAUGCAUACAUGGCAACAGAGAAAGAGAAUCAUGCAUCAACCAAUCUCUUCAUAAACAAAUUUCAUUACACAAAAUUUAGAACACCAUCUAUUCUUGUUAACCCUGUGAACCAUCAUUCAUAUAAAAUCUCAUCCAACAUUGAAAUAUCAAGGUUGAAAAUUGAACAAGCUGAGUCACUCUAUAGAAGAUUCAUGGGGUCCACAGAGUUUUUUCCUAAUGAUAUAGGAAAUAUACUAAAAAAUAAGUUGAGUUUAGGGACAUGGAUGGCAUAUUUUAAAGAUGAUAUGAAUAUUGGGCCUAAUGGACAAAUACCAAAAAGUUGGGCUAUGCUUAGUGUUUGGAAUAGUGGUGAGAUUUUUAAGUUGAGAUUAGGAAAAGUGCCUUUUUGUUGUUUGUUAUACACAAAAAGUUGGUGCUUGAUUGAUAAAAUUUUCCCAUGUUUAAAAUUACCUACUUUACCUGAUUUUUAUAACCCUUUUGGAUUUUAUUUUAUGUAUGGUGUGUAUCAUGAAGGGCCAUUUUCAGGGAAGCUAGUGAGAGCUUUGUGUCAAUUUGUGCACAAUAUGGCUAAAGAGAAUAAAGAUGAGAAGGUUAAGAUUAUUGUGACUGAAGUUGGAGGAAGAGAUGAACUCAAUCAUCAUAUUCCACAUUGGAAAUUACUUUCUUGCCCUGAGGAUUUGUGGUGUAUAAAGGCCUUGAAAAAUGAAGGACUUUCAAUCAAUACAUUUCAUGAGUUGACCAAAACAUCACCAACAAGAGCUCUUUUUGUAGACCCAAGAGAGGUUUAAAGUAUGAUAUCUCAAAAAGAAAUAAAAUCUUGGCCUUACAUUUUUUUUUUAA